This is a messenger RNA of Tympanuchus pallidicinctus (lesser prairie-chicken), 4916 nucleotides long. RefSeq names its product ADAM metallopeptidase with thrombospondin type 1 motif 15 (gene ADAMTS15). Gene Ontology annotation, biological process: extracellular matrix organization; proteolysis. The record is from RefSeq and is a predicted model, not a curated record. Gene Ontology annotation, molecular function: zinc ion binding; metalloendopeptidase activity. The coding region runs from base 160 to 2955 and encodes 931 amino acids. Lineage: Eukaryota; Metazoa; Chordata; Aves; Galliformes; Phasianidae. The transcript is spliced from 8 exons.
GGCGGCUCGAGCGGCCGCUCCGCUCUCUCCAGCCGAGUUUUAGCAAAAAGAAGGAGGGACGGAGGAAGCAGCAGCAGCAGCAGCAGCAGCAGCAGCAGCAGCAGCAGCAGCAGCAGCAGGGACUGGCUCCUGCUUUCUCCCCCCAUGUGAGCCGGGACGAUGCUGCCGCUGCUGCUGCCGCUGCUGCUGGGCGCCCGCGCGCUGAGCGCACCCCCGGGGGACACGGCGGUGGUCACCCCGCUCCGCCUCGACCCCGACAUCAACGGGCGGCCCUACUUCAGGCGCGGCCCCGCCGAGGCCGUGGUGUUCCAGCUGUCGGCUUUCGGGGAGGAUUUCUACCUGCAUCUCUCCCCCGACGCCGGAUUCAUCGCCCCCGCCUUCGCCGCGCACUACCUGGGCUCCGCGCCCGGUGCCUCCCGUCCCCAUCACCUCCGCCACUGCUUCUACUCGGGGGAUGUCAACGCCGACCGAGAGUCCUUCGCCGCUCUCAGCCUCUGCGGGGGGCUCCGGGGGGCUUUCGGCUACCGGGGAGCCGAGUACACCAUCAGCCCGCUGCCGGGAGCGGAGCACGGCGGGGCUCAUCGCCUGCAGCGCCGCAACGUCGCCCACCCGCUGGGUGCCUCCGCGUCGCGCUGCGCGGUGGGCUCCGGGCUCACCCCAGGGGUGCUGCAGGCUCUGGAGAAAUACCGGGGGAGAGCGGCCGGGGGGAAGGCAGGAGGGAGAACCAAACGCUUUGCCUCCGUGCCCCGAUAUGUGGAGACCUUGGUGGUGGCCGAUGAGUCCAUGGUGAAGUUCCACGGGGAUGACUUGCAGCACUACCUGCUCACCCUCAUGGCCACGGCCGCCCGCCUCUACAAGCACCCCAGCAUCCGCAACCCCAUCCAGAUCUCCGUCGUCAAGUUCCUCCUCAUCGGGCAGGACGACAAAGGGCCCAAAGUCACCAGCAACGCCGCCCUCACCCUGCGCAACUUCUGUGCCUGGCAGAAGAAGUGGAACAAAGUCAGCGACAAGCACCCCGAGUACUGGGACACCGCCAUCCUCUUCACCAAGCAGGACCUGUGCGGUGCCACCACCUGUGACACGCUGGGCAUGGCCGACGUGGGCACCAUGUGUGACCCCAAGCGCAGCUGCUCCGUCAUUGAGGACGAUGGGUUGCCCUCAGCUUUCACCACGGCCCACGAGCUGGGCCAUGUCUUCAACAUGCCCCACGACAACGUGAAGGCCUGUGAGGAGGUCUUUGGCCGGCUGAAGACCAACCACAUGAUGUCUCCCACCCUCAUCCAGAUCGACCGUGCCAACCCCUGGUCAGCCUGCAGUGCUGCCAUCAUCACCGACUUCCUUGACAGCGGCCACGGAGACUGCUUGCUGGACCAGCCCUCCAACCCCAUCCCGCUGCCCGAGGACCUGCCGGGGACGAGCUACAGCCUGAACCAGCAGUGCGAGCUGGCCUUCGGUGUGGGCUCCAAGCCCUGCCCCUACAUGCAGUACUGUGCCAAGCUCUGGUGCACCGGCAAAGCACGCGGGCAGAUCGUGUGCCAGACACGGCACUUCCCCUGGGCUGAUGGCACCAGCUGUGGGGAGGGACGCUUCUGCCUGAAAGGAGCCUGCGUGGAGAGGCACAACGUCAGCAAGUACAGGGUGGAUGGCGGCUGGGCCAAGUGGGCGCCCUAUGGCACGUGCUCACGGACGUGCGGUGGUGGGGUGCAGCUGGCCAAGCGUGAGUGCACCAACCCUGUGCCUGCCAACGGGGGCUCCUACUGUGAGGGUGUCCGCGUCAAGUACCGCUCCUGCAACCUGGAGCCCUGCUCGGCUGCAGUGCCAGGAAAGAGCUUCCGAGAAGAGCAGUGUGAGGCAUUCAAUGGCUACGGCCACAGCACCAACCGCCUCACUGCUUCCGUCUCCUGGGUUCCCAAGUACUCUGGCGUCUCACCCCGGGACAAAUGCAAGCUCAUCUGCCGGGCGAAUGGCACGGGGUACUUCUAUGUGCUGGCACCCAAGGUCGUGGAUGGCACCCCGUGCUCCCCAGAUUCCACCUCAGUCUGUGUCCAGGGCAAAUGCAUCAAAGCGGGCUGUGAUGGGAAGCUGGGCUCCAAGAAGAAAUUUGACAAGUGCAGUGUAUGUGGAGGAGACAAUAGGAGCUGCAAGAAGGUCUCGGGCUUAUUCACCAAACCCAUGCACGGCUACAACUUCGUGGUGGUGAUCCCCGCCGGAGCUUCCAACAUCGACAUCCGCCAGCGGGGCUACAAAGGGCUGAUCAGCGACGACAACUACCUGGCGCUGAAGAACGGGCAGGGCAAGUACCUGCUGAACGGGCACUUCAUCGUCUCGGCCGUGGAGCGGGACCUGAUGGUGAAGGGCAGCGUGCUGCGGUACAGCGGCACCGGCACCGCUGUUGAGAGCCUGCAAGCCUUCAAACCCAUCCAGGAGCCCUUGACUUUGGAGGUGCUCUCCGUGGGGAAAAUGACGCCUCCCCGGGUGCGCUACUCCUUCUACCUCCCCAAGGAGAGCAAGGAUGACAAAACCUCCUACAAGAAGGAGGGCAAAGCUCCUCCGGAUCUCAACAACAGCGUCCUCAGCUUGUCCAACCGCUUGGAUGGGGGCAGGCCGACCUACAAGCGUCCCUCCUACAAGUGGGCAGCGGGCGGCUGGGAGGCGUGCUCUGUCACCUGUGGCAGUGGGCUGCAGAAGCGAGCGGUGGCUUGCCAUGACUCCUAUGGCCACCCAGCCUCCGAGUGCGAGGCUGCCCAAAGGCCGGUAGAGGUGCGGUCGUGCGGGGAGCCCUGUCCGGCCUGGGAAGCGGGACCGUGGGCUCCUUGCUCCAAGAGCUGUGGGAGAGGCUUCAAGAGGAGGAUGCUGAAGUGCGUGGCCUCCGGUGGGAGACUGCUGCCCCGGGAGAGUUGCAGUUUUCGGAGGAAGCCGCAGGAGCUGGAUUUCUGCACCUUGAGGCCAUGCUGAGCUGUGCCAGUGAGGAUGAACAUGGUGUUUCUCGGGCAGCGGCCAUGGGUUGGGAGAAGGGGAGAUGUCCAUAGCACAUAUCGAAUGAGGGUAAAAAAGGGAAAACAAACAAACGAAAAAUAAAGGGACCUGGGUGCGGGGAAGGGCGCACAACCAGGUGAUGAGAGGGCUUUCACCGAGCAGGUUGCUCGGAGGUGAGCAGGAACCAACCUACCUCGAAGCUGCCGCACACACAGGGACCCACGGCUGGGAGCCGGAGGACAGACAGACAGAAAUCACUGCCAGGAUGGCCCCCAGGACACACAGAGGGGACACCCCCAGAUGGCUCAGACAACGCCUGCCCUGUCUUCCCAGGGCCAAGCCUACCUCCCCCUUCCCCAAUUUUCUGCGUGGGACCAAGCCAAUUUACCUACACGAUGAUGGCAAGUUGUACUGCCCAACAGGGUGCUGGGUUUUGUAGGGACUGUUACCUUCAGGGCUUGCAAGCCUGUGUGCAUGUCAACGGGGAUCCCAAGUGCCAGGCUGGGAGGUGGUGGCUUGAUUCUCAUUUUCUCCUCAUGUUUAUGAUCUGACCAGUGUAUACUUUAUGGUGCUUAACUCUGUGUUGUUUAACAUGCUCCCUGUGCUGGAUACAAACCUGGCAUGGAGGGAAUAGCGUUGCUUCCAGCAGAGCCCCUCCUGGGGCUAAGGUUUUCCUAUGGUGCUCUGGGCAGGCUGAGACUGGCUCUUAGCUAAAUGGGUGCCCAGAGCACAGCCAGACGCUCGUUUACACCCUGGUGCAGAGAAGGGUGUAAAGCUCUUUGGGACUAAAAGGGAUCACAGUGGAGGUUCAAUGUGAGCAGUAAUUGCAGAAAUAACCAACUGUACUGUAGCAUCAUAGUGCGGUGCGCUGGAGCAUCCCUGCCUGUUGCUGGUGCUUGACUCUGCUCUGGAAAUGGUGCUCACAGGGCCAGCAUGCCAUGCCCAGGCACUCUGCUGCCUGCCUCACUCCAAGCUUCAGGGUUAUUUGGGGCUGUUCUGAUCCUCCUGCUCCUGCAGAGCAUCCACAACCAGCUGCAUCCUCCUGGGUUUUGUGCUAGGGCUCAUUCCAUACCUCUGUAGUGUCUGGAGGCUGUCUUACCUCAUCACAACCCUGCCAGACACCUUCCACCAUAAGCCUUCUGCUCAGAUCAAACCAUCAAGGAUCAUUUCACAUUUUGCUUUCCCACUGAUGAAGGUCCCUUGGAGGGAGCUUGCUAUGGACCUCUUGACCGAGAUAUGUCACUAUUGGGAAGAGCAGAAGGGUCGACCCCAACUUUUGGGUAGGCUGCUGUCUCAGCAGUGAGAUGCUUGGAGUCUGCUCAGCACAUGUGGAAGCUCUUCAUGCUCCACCAAGCCUCCAGCAGUGGUCAGAAGGGUCCCAAGGAACAGCAGAAACGUUCUUGUGGAGACCUUUCCCACCAGCUUAGCACAUUUCUUGUGAUACUGUUUGCAGACCCACCCUCCUAGAUUUGUGUAAUUCUUUUUUGAGCACAGUAAUAUUUCUGGUCUCCGCGAUGCUUGAUAGAGCCAGGAGCAGAUGUUGUGGUUGCUUUGCACAGCGGGGACGGGAUUUAAUGUUCUAGGAAAUCCCUUCCAGGUCUACAUUCCCAUGAACGCAUCAUCCAUUUUCUGGACAGUUUUCCUGCGUAGCCGAGCCUGCAGUGCUUUCGUUUGGGGACAGAGCUCCAAGGAGCUGCCCUUUGCGUCUUGCCAUCAAAUCGAUGGUUUCCAAGCCACCGAGGAACUGUCAUCCUUGUCCGAUGGGGGCGAAGGAUGGGGUGGGAGGGACUUCUUGAGUGCAGUUCUUUUGCCAAGUGUGCAGCAAAAGGAUGGAGAUGCCUAUUGUACUGGCUGCUUUGUGUAUACCAUGUAUACUAAACAUCGAUCUCUGCUGUUUGUGCAUCAAUAGCAAACCUGAAAUAAAACCGUAUUUAAAGAUC